Messenger RNA from Oldenlandia corymbosa var. corymbosa, 1035 nucleotides. NCBI's taxonomy places the organism in Eukaryota, Viridiplantae, Streptophyta, Magnoliopsida, Gentianales, Rubiaceae. The record is from the annotation of a GenBank genome assembly.
AUGUCCAUAGUUUUGAAGAAGACUUUUAAAAAGCUGGACCAUGAUAUUAAUGUCCAAGAGUUCUUGGAUACAAGCACGCCAUCAGUCGAGGAACUGUGCAAUCAAGUAAGUCUGCUGCGAGGUCAACUAACAGACAUCCACAAGAAACUCAGCUGGUGGAGUAAUCCAGAGAAGGUAGAAGAUGUUGAACAUCUCAGGCAGAUGGAAAGUUCACUGAGGGAAUCUCUUAGUAGGGUUCGUGCACAUAAGGAAAAUUUUGUUAAGCACCAACUUAUGCCCUUGGAUGGCCCCAGUCAACUGAUGCCAUCUAAUUCUUUUGAGAAUGCAAUGCAAUUUCCAAUAACAAUGGAUGAUCACCAACAAGAUCCAGGCUUACCAUGGAUUCCAAAUGAUGAGAACCUUCAUGCGGCCAUGCCUGAGAACUCGCACUCGCACUAUCUUUCAAGGAGAGAUUUGGAAUACCCUGGAGAUUUAUCCCUCCCUGGCUGUUCUGGGCUCUUUAGCACAGGAAAAGGGUCAGAGAUUGAUAAUACGGCAUUUAUUGAUAACAUUGACAGCUCCAGAGAUUUUUCCCUUCCUUGUCCUGCUGGUUUCUUUAACAGAAAUGUAGAAGAGACUGAAGACAUUCGAAAAAUAAAAGUUGCUUCCAAAGAAGCAUCUAUUUCAAGCUGCUCAAGUUUUCUCAACUCUGGUAAAGAAAUUGAAGUGGAUAGUGCCGGACAGGUUGAUAAUCUAACACGAGAAAGUAGUGCCAUGGAUGAUCUAAAUGCAAUUGCAUGCUUGAGAUUACAACUUGGGGGGCAACACCCAUACUAUCCCUAUAGUCAUCUAAAUAUACCGGAUAUGAAAAAUUUGGAGGUUGGCCGAGCAGUGAAUUUCCAAGAGAAUCCCAUAAACUAUCAAAUGCCAGGGAACUUUGAAUUGCCUGGAUCCAUCAUUGAAAAUUCAAGUCAUACGUGGACUCCUGCAUCUAAUAAUUGUGAUAUCAAUAUGAUUAACGAGAUUUCAUUUCCUCAGACAGCAAAUCACCCUUGA